AUGGAAGAGACAACAAACAAACACACAAGCGGUCUCCGACUUGGCGAAAAAGCAAGUCUUAAGGACGAGAUACAGAGAAGGUUUAUGGAGAAGAAGUGGGUAUGGGUUCCGAGCAAUAAGGAGGCCUACCGAAGCGGGUUUGUGGUGAAGGAGGAGGGAGAUAACCUUGAGGUUGAUUGCGAAGGGGUUGUUAUCAAAUGCAAAAGCUGUGAGAUAUUUAGGAUGAAUCCUCCGAAGUUCGACAUGAUAGAUGACCUUGCAGAGCUGAGUUAUCUCAACGAGCCCGGGGUCCUGCACAAUUUGAAGAGAAGAUAUCAGAACGGACGGAUAUAUACAUACUCGGGACUGUUUCUUCUUGCAAUCAACCCAUACAAGAACCUCCGGAUAUAUGGAGAGAAGGAUGCAAGGAAAUACACUCUUAGCAAGAAGUAUGAGCUGGAGCCGCAUAUCUUCGCGGUUGCAAAUGAAGCAUAUAAGUCGAUGGUUUCAAGCAGGGAAAACCAAUCGAUCUUGAUUACAGGGGAAUCUGGGGCAGGGAAGACAGAAAACACAAAGAGAGUGGUGGAGUUUCUUGCGAUGGUGGGAGGAAGCAAGGAUGCAGAAGUAAGCAUUGACAGGAAGAUAAUAGAUGCAAACCCCAUUCUGGAAGCGUUUGGAAAUGCACAGACGGUGAAGAACGACAAUUCCAGUAGAUUUGGAAAGUUUAUAAAGAUCAAAUUCAACGGAGGAAACAUAUGUGGAGCACAUAUUGAGAAGUAUCUGUUGGAGAAGUCUAGGGUGACCAACCAGAACAGAAACGAGAGGAACUACCACAUAUUCUACCAGCUUCUUGGGAGUGAGGACCAGGGACUCAAGAAGCAGCUGUUUCUGUCGGGGGAGCCAAAGGACUAUAGGUUCCUCCGAGGUUCCAAAUUCAGGAUCCCUGGGGUGGAUGAUGCAGAGGAGUUCAAGAGGCUUAGAGAGUCGAUGGACAUUUUGGGGAUUAGCAGGGGUGAGCAGAAUGGGUACUUUGGGAUUGUGUCUGCGGUCCUGCAUCUUGGAAACAUCGAGUUUCGAGAAAAGGACGGGGCAGCCGAGAUAGCCAAUCUUGAUGUUGCAGAAAAGGUCUGCAAGCUCCUCAACAUUCCUCUUACAGAGUUUAUCAAGGGUCUUAUCCAUCCAAUGAUCAGGGCUGGGAAUGAGUAUGUUGCACAAAGCAGGAGCAAGGAACAAGCUCUUAAGAUUGUGGAAGGGCUUGCAAGGAUUCUGUAUGACAAGAUGUUUGACAGCGUGAUAGGAAGAAUCAACAUGUCUCUCAGCUCUCCACACAAAGGCAACUUUAUUGGGGUUCUUGACAUAGCAGGGUUUGAGAUCUUCGAGAAGAAUUCAUUUGAGCAACUCUGCAUAAACUACACAAACGAGAAGUUACAGCAGUUUUUUAAUCACCACAUGUUUAUUUUGGAGCAGGAGGUGUACCGGAAGGAGAAUAUUGAUUGGGACUUUAUUGACUUUGGGCUGGAUCUGCAACCGACGAUCGACCUGAUAGAGAAGAACAAUCCAAUUGGGAUUCUGAGCUAUCUGGACGAGGAGUGUGUGAUGCCGAUGGCAACGGAGAAGACAUUUCUUGGGAAGCUGAUGAAAAACAUCCGGGAUGAGAAGUUCGAGGUUGACCGAAUCCGAGAUGUUUUUAUUCUAAACCAUUAUGCAGGAGAUGUGGAGUACACAGUUGAGGAUUGGCUUUCAAAGAACAAGGACUCGCAUUCUGAGGCGCUGACAUCGUUAAUCCGCAUGUCGAGUGAUGAGACUGUUUCUAAGCUAAGCCUGGAGGAGGAGAUGAUCAAGAAAGGGUUUUUCCGAACGGUUUCGCAGAAGCAUAAGGAGCAGCUCGCAUCCUUGAUGUCUGAGCUUCGUGGGACAAACCCACACUUUGUGCGGUGCAUAAUUCCGAACCUUGAGAAAAGCGGAGAGAGUUUAGACAAUGGAGUAGUUCUAGGGCAACUGAAGUGUAACGGAGUUCUUGAGGGGAUAAGAAUCAGCAGACAGGGAUUUCCGUCUCGGAUGGGGUAUCUGGAGUUUGUGCGGAGAUAUAAGAUAAUGGUAAAAGAGGAGGUUCUGGAUGGGGAGCUCUGGGGGGAUGGGGUUUGUAUGGAGCUCUGCAAGGAAGGAACAGGAAAGAUUUUAUCAGAGAUUGGAAUUGGGGGAAGCCAAUACAGGAUGGGACGUACGAAGGUGUUUUUUAGACAAGGGGUUCUUGCAGACAUCGAGGACAUGAGGGAUGGAAAGAUCUCUGAGAUUGUCAAAGAGGUUCAGGCUCUUAUUAGAAGAAGACUUGCAUUCCGGAAAUACAAUCUGACACAAAGGAGGAUGCAGGGGAUUCUUGUGAUUCAAAGGAAUGGAAGGAUAUGCAAUGAGCUGCAGCGAUGGAACUGGUGGAGAUUGUAUCAGAAGAUCAAACCCUUGCUGGAUGUCCGGAAGAAGGAUAAUGAGAUGAGGGAGAAGGAUGCGAUGAUUCAGGAAUACAUUCGAAUGCUUGAUGCUGAGAAGAGCAGGAGGGAGGAGUCUGAAGAGAUGAUGAAGAUGAUAAGUCUGAAGAAGGAUCUAUUGGAGAAGACUGUUGAGGAUGAGAAGAGGUUUUCUAUGGAGAAGGACGAACUGCUGAUGGCCUUAAGAUACAAGGUGGAUUCGAUGGGGCAAGAACUUGAGAAGGCACGGAAGGAAGCUGAUGAAGCUCAUGAGGAGAAAAAGGUAUGCUCGGAACGUCUAGCUGAGAUGGGCAAGACAUUGGAAGGGAGAGAAGCAGAAAUAUGUGAUCUCCGAAAGGAGAUGGAAGAACAGAAGAAUACUCUUUUAUUACAGGAGAGAGACAUCUGUACACUGCGUGAGGAGAUAGUAAGCAAGCUGAGCGAGAAGGAUGCAAUGGUGGAGAAGAUGCUUCGAGAGAGGGAUAAGGAGGUAAUGAUGCUGAAGGAAAAGAUCAAGGAGAAGGACCUUGAUGGAGAGAAGAAGGCUGAGAAGAUCAAAAGGCUUGAGUUGUCUGAAGAAGAAAGAAGGAGAGAGCUGAAGAAAAAGGAGCAGGAGAUGAACGAGCUCCGAACUAAUUGGUUGAGCAUGAAGAAAUGGAAGGAGGAGUGUGUAGAGCUAAGGGCAGACUAUGAGGCGAUGCAGAAGAAGUUAAAAGACGAAGCAGAAGAUGCAUUGCUUGAAAACGACCGCCUCCAGAACGAGAUUCGAAAGAUGAGGAAGGAGAUGGAGGAGCAGGAACUUAUGCGGAAGAAGCUUCUGGACGAUCUGGAGUUUGAGAGGAGUAGGGGGCAGAAGCUUGAAGGAGCAUUUCAAGAGCUCAGGAGAGAACACGAGAUUGUAGAGGAGCAGCUUCAGAAGGAAAAGCAGCUGAAGGAUUCAACACAAGAGUCGUUAGUGGAGAGGAUAAAGGGCCUUGAGAGGAAAACCAAGAGCCUUAGUGAGAAGUUGAAGAGUGAAGAGCUUGCAAACAAGCAGCUUAUGAAUGAGAAAGACGACAUGCACAGAGAGAUCCAUGUUUUGCAGCAGUCGAAACUGGACGAGAUUUUCGACAGGGAGGCAGCAUUCAACAGUGCCAAAAAGAAUCUUCAGAUGGAGAUCCAAAGGCUGGAAAUGGAGAACCAAAAGCUGAAUACGGAGAUUAUGGAAUCGAAGUGUAUGGGGGAGGCUAGUGAGGAGAGUGUUUCGGCAAUGGAAAAGUUUUAUGUGAUUCUUGAGGAGGAGAGGAAGAAGAGAAAAGAGAUUGAGCACCAGGUAUCUGAGCAGGAAAACAAGAACGUCAUAUUGAGCAGCGAAGUGGAAAUGCUAAAGGAGAUGGUUGAGAUAGAAAGAAGAAGCAAAGAAGAAAUGAUGAGGGGGCAAGAGAAAGAGACAGGACUGCGAAGGGCGAUUUCUGGGGUGCGGAAAGAGAUUGAGGAUGUUGAAAAUGAAAUGAACAUGAUUGUCAGUGGGUUCAAUGAGCUGUAUUUCUCUGUUCUUAACAAAUACAAAGGGGAUCUUAAGGAAUGUAAAGAGAGUUUGGAAUUGAAGAAUCAUACUAUUGAGGAGCUGAAUGAUAGGAUUUUGGAUCUGAGCUCGCUUGCCGAAGGAAGGAGAGCGGUGGAAGAAGAAACGAGUGGAAGGAUGGAAGAAAUGAGCAAGCAGUACAGCAAGAUGGCCAAUGACUUCUCAUCGCUGAGUGCCAAAUGUAAUUCUCUUGAGAUAUCUCUAUCUGAGAAGGAGGAGGAGAUCAAGAGAUAUGAAGAGAAGUGCAGUGAAUAUGACAAUCUGGUCAGAGAUUUGGGAUGCCGAAUUGACGAGGAGAUUAAGAAUCUCCACAGGAGUGAUGAGGAGAGAAGAGGAUAUAUUAGAAAGCUCGAAGAUGAUUUGAACGGAAGUAUGGCAGGAAUAAGGAAGCUGGAGGAGAAGUAUAGGGCACGAAUGGAGGAAAGUGUACAGUAUGUCCUUGAUGGGGAGAAGAGGAAGCUUAAGGCUCUAGAGGAGUUACACGGGCAGCUAGCAAAGAGAUUUGAUGAUCUACAAGGGGAACAUCGGAUUCUUUUGGACGAAAAGAUGAAGGACUCGUUGAGGAUUGAGCAGCUUGAGGGAGAGCUCUGUGCUCUCCGGAAGGCGGAGACACAAAGGCAAGACAUGAUUUUGAUGUAUGAAUCCGAGAUUUCUGGAUUGAAGCGGUGUGCAAGGUUCCAAGACGAGAUCCAAACAUCGUUUGGGGGAGAAAGAAGCCCUGCAGUUGUGCAUGUCUGUGAUAAAGAGAAGUAUCAAGCGCUGGAUCGUAAGAGGGCAGUUAUUGAGAAUGAGUUGUUAAGGGCAAACAACGAUAAGGAGUCCCAGAUUGCAGCCAAUAAGAAGCUUCGGGAGGAGGUAGAAAGACUCCGAGGAGAGAUUGAGGGGAGCAGGAGCAAGGCAUUGGAAAUGAAGAAGAAGUUGGGGCAUCAGAUGCUAACGGCGAACCGUCUCAGCAGGGAACUUGAAGAAGAGAAGGAGAUGGUAAGGUUUCUGAGGACUCUUGGAGGAGGGAGGAAGAAGAAAGCCUGA
Encephalitozoon intestinalis ATCC 50506 is the source of this 5034-nucleotide messenger RNA. Its product is annotated as myosin heavy chain. The record is from RefSeq and is a predicted model, not a curated record. The coding region runs from base 1 to 5034 and encodes 1677 amino acids. NCBI's taxonomy places the organism in Eukaryota, Fungi, Microsporidia, Unikaryonidae. The transcript has a single exon. Gene Ontology annotation, biological process: vesicle transport along actin filament; actin filament organization. Gene Ontology annotation, cellular component: myosin complex; vesicle; cytoplasm. Gene Ontology annotation, molecular function: actin filament binding; microfilament motor activity; ATP binding.